AUGACUUUCCGCUAUCUCCUGAACGUCAGUUUCGAGGGACCCUGCUCCGACAGCAGCGCCGGGAGUUCCAGCGCGGGCGGUGGCGGGGGUGGCGCGGGUGGCGCGGCCGCCUCGGAGGGCCGGGCGGUGGACGGCGUGCGGGUGACCGCAGGCGGUGGCAGCGGCGGCGGCGUGGUGGGCGCGGGCAACGGCGAGGACAACCGGAGCUCCGCUGGGGAGCCGGGAGGCACGGGCGCCGGCGGCGAGGUGAACGGCACGGCGGCAGUCGGGGGGCUGGUGGUGAGUGCGCAGGGCGUGGGCGUGGGCGUCUUCCUGGCCGCCUUCAUCCUCACGGCCGUGGCGGGCAACCUGAUGGUCAUCCUCUCCGUGGCCUGCAACCGCCACCUGCAGACGGUCACAAACUAUUUCAUUGUGAACCUGGCCGUGGCCGACCUGCUACUGAGCACCACGGUGCUCCCCUUCUCAGCCACCAUGGAGGUUCUGGGCUUCUGGGCCUUCGGCCGGGCCUUCUGCGACGUGUGGGCCGCCGUGGAUGUGCUGUGCUGCACGGCCUCCAUCCUCAGCCUCUGCACAAUCUCGGUGGACCGGUACGUGGGCGUGCGCCACUCGCUCAAGUACCCAGCCAUCAUGACCGAGCGCAAGGCGGCCGCCAUCCUGGCGCUGCUCUGGGCCGUAGCCCUCGUGGUGUCUGUGGGGCCACUGCUGGGCUGGAAGGAGCCGGUGCCCCCUGACGAGCGCUUCUGCGGCAUCACGGAGGAGGUGGGAUACGCUGUUUUCUCCUCCCUGUGCUCUUUCUACCUGCCUAUGGCCGUCAUUGUGGUCAUGUACUGCCGCGUGUAUGUGGUAGCGCGGAGCACCACGCGAAGCCUGGAGGCGGGAGUCAAGCGCGAGCGGGGCAAGGCCUCAGAGGUGGUGCUGCGCAUCCACUGUCGGGGCGCAAGCACUGGCUCAGACGGAGCCCACGGUGGAAUGCGCAGCGCCAAGGGCCACACCUUCCGCAGCUCACUGUCGGUGCGUCUGCUCAAGUUCUCCCGUGAGAAGAAGGCGGCCAAGACGCUGGCCAUCGUCGUGGGUGUCUUCGUGCUCUGCUGGUUCCCCUUUUUCUUCGUCCUGCCACUGGGCUCCCUGUUCCCACAGCUGAAGCCCUCAGAGGGCGUCUUCAAGGUUAUCUUCUGGCUGGGCUACUUCAACAGUUGCGUGAACCCGCUCAUCUACCCUUGCUCCAGCCGGGAGUUCAAGCGGGCCUUCCUCCGCCUCCUGCGCUGCCAAUGCCAUCGUAGUCGCCAGCACCACCGCCCCCUCUGGAGCAUCUACGGUCACCACUGGCAAGCCUCGAAUGGCGGCCCGCGCCCUGACUACGCUCCUGGCCCAGGCGCCGCACCCUCCGGGGCCCUGCUGGCCCUUACCGCGCCCUCAGCUCCCAGCUCCCCAGGCACACCCAAGGCACACGCUCCGGUCGUCGGCCGUCGAAAGCCUCCCUGCGCCUUUCGCAAGUGGAGGCUUCUCGGGCCAUUCCGGAGACCCACCACCCAGUUGCAUGCCAAGGUCUCCAGCCUGUCGCAAAAGAAGCACGCCAGAGAGGCUGCGUGCGCCCUGCACUUGGAGGUGGAAGCUGUGUCCUUAGGCGUCCCCAGUGAUGCAGCUGAGGGCACCACCUGCCAGGCCUAUGAAUUGGCAAACUCUAGCCAUCUCCAGGAGACUGAUAUUUAAGGACCCCUGAGUUAGGCCGAGGAGUGUGCUGGGGGUGGGAGAAGUGUGUGGAGAUGGAGGCUGGCUUUGUUCAAGAGGCCGGUGAGAAUCAAGGACCCAAAAAUUGAUCAGGGCGACUGCUCUCCAGAAUCCCUGAGGAACUGAGGUGUGGGUGAAGCCCUUGAAGGGCGGAAAGUUAUGGCUCACCCUCCUGGACACAGAUGCCCCCAGCUCCUCCCUUCAAGGGAGAGACUGAGGGCUCCUUGCUUCCAAUCCCUGUUUGAGAAACACUGCCCCAUCCAUGCCUUGAACCCUGGGUAGAUGGCCCCAAGUAUGGCCAGGCAGCCCUGUCCCUCCUCUUGGGGAGGAAAGGGCACAGAGGCCCUGCCUGGCUGCCCCCAAUACUCGCUCUCCGGAAAAAGUCAGUGGGGCCAAAGCUUCUCAAUGGACACAAUUUAUCCUUACUGCAGACUGGAGGAAUCCAGUGGCCUGCCAUUGCCACCCACAAGCUUUGGUGGCAGAUUGGAUGACUGUCCUACAAGCCUGUUGUAUUAACCUGGGGGCCCACUUUGCCCUACUGAGGCUCCGCCCUGCCCCUCACUUUGUCUCCCCCAGGGCCUUACUGUUUACACUGUAUAUAGCUCCUUGUGCCUGUGCCCAUCACUUCUUGCUGGGCUCUGGAACCAUCAAAUGGGGAUAACUUUGUCAUUUUUAGACAUAUUUAUUGGUCAGAGUACUUCUAUUUUGUCCAAACUGUGCAAACUGUUCAUCUUCAGCUUACAACCCAUAAAGAACUACUUUCUGUUUUUCUAAAAUCCUUCAAGUACUAAAGGCCCACAAGAGGAUAAAUUGGGUCUGUGUUCACCUUUCUAGUUUCAACCUGUCUCUUUAACUGAUGGCUGCUGUCCUUUGGGACUUUCAACAUAACCAAAAGAUUCGGGCAUUUUGUUGGCUUUUAAAACUCACAUGAUUAGUCUUGGGAACAAACAGUAAUUAUAAGCACAAAGUUUCACUUUUUCAGUCUCACCAGAUAUAUCUGUGAUGCUCUGAGGGCCUCAGUCUGGAAGGUGGCCAUCAGUUAAAUGGGUGAAACAU
This is a messenger RNA of Physeter macrocephalus (sperm whale), 2784 nucleotides long. It is a transcript of the gene ADRA1D, whose product is annotated as adrenoceptor alpha 1D. Lineage: Eukaryota; Metazoa; Chordata; Mammalia; Artiodactyla; Physeteridae. The coding region runs from base 1 to 1710 and encodes 569 amino acids. The record is from RefSeq and is a predicted model, not a curated record. Gene Ontology annotation, cellular component: plasma membrane. The transcript is spliced from 2 exons. Gene Ontology annotation, molecular function: alpha1-adrenergic receptor activity. Gene Ontology annotation, biological process: positive regulation of vasoconstriction; cell-cell signaling; adenylate cyclase-activating adrenergic receptor signaling pathway.